Molecule: messenger RNA, 1009 nt
Organism: Acanthochromis polyacanthus (spiny chromis)
Lineage: Eukaryota; Metazoa; Chordata; Actinopteri; Pomacentridae
Gene: b2m
Product: beta-2-microglobulin
Exons: 4
Coding region: 100-450 (116 amino acids)
Biological process (GO): positive regulation of T cell activation; peptide antigen assembly with MHC class II protein complex; antigen processing and presentation of exogenous peptide antigen via MHC class II
Cellular component (GO): MHC class II protein complex
Molecular function (GO): MHC class II protein complex binding
Source: RefSeq, a predicted model, not a curated record
AAUUAUUAUUCGCUGCGUACUUUCACUUUAGUUCAGCUCUACCAGCAAAGAGGGGUCAGACGUCGUAACUACAGUAAAAGGAAGGCUCGAAGAAACAACAUGAAGUUUCUUUUGUUCCUGUCCCUGGCAGCUUUCUACUGCGCAGUAGAAUCCAAAUACACUCCACCCAAGGUUCAGGUGUACAGCCGUGACCCAGGGGAGUUUGGAAAGGCUAACACUCUGAUUUGCCAUGUGAGCAACUUCCACCCCCCUGCCAUCUCCAUCCAGCUGAUGAAGGAUGGGGUAGAAAUCCCUGAUGCCUUGCAGACUGACCUGGCCUUCAAAAAAAACUGGCACUUCCAUCUGACCAGAAAUGUUGCCUUCACACCACAGGAUGGAACCAAGUACACCUGCAAAGUCACCCAUGGAGAGAAGGCGGCCGUGGACUAUAUUUGGGAGUCAAAGAUGUAACUCAGUGGAGUCCCAGAUUGAGCAGUGAUGCCCGAGACUGUCUUCGGUGAGAGCGACAUUUGAUUAGCAAUUCUUUUUAUCUGACAAAGUUAGUAAGGGUGAUUGUUUUACUUUGGUAACUAACUUUUUCAGAUAAAAAGAAUUGCUAAUCAAAUACAAGAAAACAACAAAAUGGACAUAAUCAACCUUCAUAUCUUCAAUCAACAGAAUCAUAUGGGUUUUUUUUUUCUGACUUUCACACUUUGUUUCUCACAGUAAAUACCAGUAUCAUAUUUAGGUAAUGAUUUGUCACUAUGAGUGAAAAUAGGGGCUGCUUGUUAUAUAGCCAAUUAUUGAAGUGUGUUGAGAUAACUUGUGUUUGAUACUCAAAUUUGUGAGUGUCUAAUGCUUAAAUGACACCAUGCUUAUGUUUAUGUCUACAAAUAAGAAAUGUCUUUAAAAUGAAUAUGACAUGACUGGGGUAUUCUUUUCUGAAUCGGAUAGAAGUGUGCUCUGAAAUUUUGAUUUGCUAUUUAAGAUGUUUGAGGACACUUCCUAAAUAAAGAUAUCUUGGAAAAUG